GUUUCCUCAAAACUAGCUGCAUGGCUAAGUCUACGAUAACACAGUGUGAAACUUUGCUCCAGACAGCGGGUGAAUUCACACUAACAGUUCAAGCUUAACCUUUCACGAAGUUAUGACGUGACGUCGGUGUCGGCGGCGACUGUUAACGGUUUUAAAUCUCCGCAUCACUGAACACAAGUGUCCGCACUGAGCAGGAUGCUAGCAUGUGUCGUUAGCAAACCACUGCAGGAAAUUAGCCCGUUAGCUUAGACAGCCAGCCAAACGCUAGUAUGAGGCUUAAUUUUUCUUCUUUAUGUUCAUACUCGAUUUAAAUAACAUCUGCGCAAUGGACCCCGAGGCGAUAGUGAUCCGUAUAAAAACGCCGUCAGGGGACAUGGACUCGUCCGUCGACUGUCCGUCUCUUCUGAACUUCAAUGACUUGCUGGUCGCAAUCAGAGAUGUCAUGCCAGAAGCCACUGUCACGGCCUUUGAAUAUGAGGAUGAGGUCGGGGACAGAAUCACUGUAAGAAGUGAUGAAGAACUCAAAGCCAUGUUGUCAUAUUACUGCAACACAAUGAAUGAACAACGCAUGAACGGACUGCUGCCGGACCCUUUGCAGAUUUUUCCACGAGCCGGCAAGACUCCAGGGAUCCGGAACAUACAUGGCCUGAAGGUUAAUACGAGACCUAACCCGGCCAACGACUGCACUCACGCCGUCCCAGACUCCAUGGCCAACAACAGCUUAAAAAAAUCAUCCGCUGAGCUGAAGAGGAUUCUGACAAAUGGGCAGCAGAUAAAUGCCCAAGAUAUCCACUAUCAAGAGCAGCUUGGUCAUGGAAACGGAGGCACAGUUUACAAAGCGUACCAUCUUCUUGGCAAGCGAGUUUUAGCUGUCAAGGUCAUUCCCCUGGAUAUCACGGUAGAAUUACAGAAGCAAAUCAUGUCAGAAUUAGAAAUCCUCUACAAGUGUGAUUCGCCCUACAUCAUCACUUUCUUCAGUGCCUUUUUUGUAGAGAACAGGAUAUCCAUAUGCACAGAAUUCAUGGAUGGUGGAUCUCUGGACGUGUACAAAAGAAUUCCAGAGCACGUGCUGGGGAGGAUCGCAGUGGCAGUAGUCAAAGGCCUGACAUAUCUGUGGAGCCUGAAGAUACUUCACAGAGAUGUCAAGCCCUCCAAUAUGCUGGUGAACACCCGGGGACAAGUCAAGCUCUGUGACUUUGGUGUCAGCACGCAGUUGGUGAAUUCGAUUGCCAAAACGUAUGUCGGAACGAAUGCAUACAUGGCGCCGGAAAGGAUAUCAGGCGAACAGUACGGUAUCCACGCAGAUGUCUGGAGUGUGGGAAUCUCUUUCAUGGAGUUGGCGCUAGGCAUGUUCCCCUAUCCGCAGAUUCAGAAAAACCAAGGAUCUUUAAUGCCUCUCCAGUUACUACAAUGCAUCGUUGAUGAGGAUCCUCCAGUUUUUCCUGUCGGCCAGUUCAGUGAGAAGUUUGUUCACUUCAUCACUCAGUGUAUGCGGCGACAACCCAAAGAGAGGCCUGCCCCUAAUAACCUCAUGGACCAUUCCUUCAUCAUACAGUAUAAUGACGGUAACGCAGAGGUGGUGUCCAUGUGGGUCUGUCGCUGUCUGGAGGAGAGACGAGCUCAGCAGGCUCAGGGACACGUGUGACGUCCUCCUGCUGUCCGCCAAUGAUGGACCAGGACGCUUGACCCCAGACCUUGAACACUUAUCAAAGGCUCCAGGGUCAAGUACGUCCAUAUGCACUGUACAAGUGACUUCACAUACAGGCGCAAAAAUCCCUAGAUGUUGAAUACUGUCUGUGAGUAAAUCUCACCUACAGUAUUUAUGUGUCGUGCGUCCUUUGAACUCUGCAUCUGAAUCUCUGCAUCCAAAAAGCACACAGAGAUCUGCGGCUUCUUCCCGGCGUGGGUCUCCACCCGCGGCUUCGUCCCCACGUUUUUUCUUGAGCGUUCAGAAAUGCGUCAAACUCUGAUGAAUGGAGGUAAACGGUCCCGACUUAAAGGAUCAGUGACAAUAACUUCAAAGCAUCAGACUGGGAUCCGCUGGCAGGGUUGUGCUUUGUUUCUAAGGAUGGUAUCUCAAAAAACCGUCUCGUGCUUUACUGUUGACAGUCCUCUAGUGAAUGUUAAGGUUUUUGCCUGUGAGUAACUGCCCAUGUGUGUGCCUGUUUUUACCAGUGGUGUAAUUUAUUACCUCAGCAAACUUAGGUUGUCACUGGAAUAGGAAAACUUCUCAACAACUUCCCAACCCCCUCGUCUCGUGAGGAAACAAAGCUCUGUCUCUGUCUGCAGGGGUGUUGAAAUGAACAACAAGCCUGCAGUAUCAAUGAGUUUGAAGCAGCUUUGCAGUUUUACACAGUGAAAUGAACCAUUAACGAGCAUCUUUUCUUGCUUAUCAAGCUUACUGACCAAACUAUUUCUUGCUCAUACUUAUCGGGAGGAACCAGGGUUUCUUUGUUUUUAACCUGUUUUUAACUGGGUUGCACACCUUCUGCUUUCCCCUUUGCACAGGAAAUUGUUAUUUGUUUGUCCCAGACAGAGAAACAGACACCAUAGCUCUCCUUAUAAACUAAACUAAGAUAUUGUUUUAACCACUUUCUCACCAGAAAAUCCUUACUUUUGCCAAAUAUGUCAUGUGUGAUACAGAAAGUAUACAGAUCAGUUGAUAUGCAGUGCUGUAGAGGAAGAACGGUAACACUUUAUAUGAAGGUAGACAAAGUCACCAUUAAUUGCUCAUUAGCGUGCAUGUUAGUAGCAUAUUGGCCCUUUAUUAGUCAUAAUUUAGGGCUUAUUAAUGCCUCUUCCUCAGGGUGAGGUUAUUAAGAUCAUAAUUAAUAUACAACAACUUCCUUACUUACUAUCAAUAAGCAGUAUUUGGGAGGUUAUUGCAGAAGGGCCAAUUAGCUGCAAACGUGCUUGCUGAUAAGCAGCUAGUUAAUGGUGAAAGUGUUACUGGGAGAACAUUAAUGCAGUGCACUUAACACCAAAGACCGGUGACAACCCACACGGUGAAUCGUAUGGAUUUCUCAUGAACGUCACGGGUUAAGUGACUGAACUGAAUGCUUUGACGAGGUCUUUAUGUGCAGCUGUUGAAAUGUGUCGUGCUCAAGUGCAAUUAAAUUCCAUUGCUUCCGCAAAGGCCCAGUAGUGACAUGAUGUGAUACAGUGUGAGCAUCGCUAGCAGCCCAUCAGCGCAGCAGAAGAGGCUGAAGGCAGCAGUUGAUCUUCCGUGUGGUGAGUCGUUUUCUUCAGUUCACUGUGCUCCUCUGUAACGACGAGGAGACACACGGAUGGUAGAUUUUAAUUUGCCCGUAAAUGAUCCGAAACUGAGAACACAUUUGUUGUCUGUAGAACUAUGUGCUCCGUCAUGUCGUUCAUAAUUUGGGAACUCUUGUUCUUACAUGACCAAGCCCACACUCAGCCUGUUUUUUAUCAUCUUGAUUGUCAGGCUUGUUAUUUCCAAAGCCAGUUAGCGUUUUUCUCACUAAAGUAACAUUAACUCUAAGAAACGACUCUACUCUGGGCAGGAAAUGAAAGAAAUACUGUGUGUGUCCCAGCUCCAUACUACACACUAAUUCUAAGCUAUUUUGGAAUAUGUAGUGUGUAUGUGUGCACACAAAAUUUAGUAUGGAAGAUGCAACUAUGAAUAUGAAAUUUGCCUGAUUUUAUUUUUUGUUUUUGUCUUGAUAAACGCUGUUGACCUGCGGUGCAGUGUGCAAAACUGAGGCCCAACAAAAAACUGAAAAACAAAACAUAUUGAAAACAAAACAUCUAAUUUGACAAAACGUUUAAACUCAAGGUCGACUUUUUCCAGAACAGGUAGACCACGAGAUGCAAUUCAAAAUUUUGGUGAAAGCUCGUUAGCAGUAAGUAUUUUUGUCAGGUGAGGAAUGAACAUUUACUCUUUGAACAAAUGUUUUGCCUCCUGUUGAUGCAGGAACAUUCAAAUCACAUGUAUCGUUUAUUAUAAACGCAAAAUUAUUAAGUACAAAAAUGUCUUGACGACUAACUGCAAAACGGUUUACCAGUAAAGUACUGGAUGGUGCAGACUGUGGGAUGGAAUUUGGACACAGCACCCCAAUGCAAUGGGUCACCGCUGCAUUGUGAUUGGUCAGUUCAACAGGUUUCGAUGUGGGAGGGAAGCGUAUCGCGGCGCCCUCUAUUGGUAGUGCUCUGAACUCAUCGAGACAAGAUUUCUCAGUGAAUUUGAUCCCAAACAUCAUUACAUAUUUUAUGGAAUCUUUUCCAUAUCUAACAGUUCAUUAUUGUUCAUAAACAUUUCUUAUUGUGUGUUUCGUUCUGUGUGACAGCAGUUAGGGUUUCAGUUCAUGAAGCCAGUCAUCCCUGACAAACUUUGUUACCAGCGGAGGUCUUGUGUGUCAUGGUCCCUCCCAUGUUAACAGAUUUCAUGAGUGCCAUUAUUUGCCUCAGAAACGGGAAAACGAGGCACAGCCUUUUUACUGUUAAUGUACUGUACAUAAAUUUACUUAAAUGUUGCAAAGGACGUCCGUGCAAGAUGCCAUUUUCAUAAAAGACUCUGAUAAUUAGUGAAACUCAAAAUUUGAAGAUGAUCCAGCAACUGAAAUGCAUCAACAUGUAUUUUCCAACAGUUGCACAAUGAAUAGAAUAUGUGCUCUGUAUUAUACCUCAUACAUUGUUAAAGGUGAGGUGAGUCAAUCCAGCAAAAGAAGCUGAUGUUCGUUGAAUUUGAAAUUCAGCGUCGCAGCUUGUUAUCUGUCCGUUCUGCGUUUACGCUGAAAAAAGAUUCAGUUUUUGUACACAGCCCUAACUCUGUAAAUGGGAACUGAGCCACACAACACUAUUCCAACCAGUCAGCUGGUUCAUCGUGCACAGAACAAGGAGAAGGGGAGGAGAGAUCUGGUGUGUUAACAUGUAAUUGUAUCGUCAUUGUGAUUCAUUCUCCAGAAUGACUCACCUCACCUUUAAUUAUACCCACCUGUCACUUUGGGUAAGUCAAAUUUGACCGAACUAUCAAUACGUCUGUGAGGUGUCCACCUUACAUUGAAUUGGCCUCAAAUGUAACUGAAGUUAUAGAUACUUAGUCUGGUAAAACUACUAAAUACAUGUGAAAUAAGUUUUGUGGCCUCCGGCUGCUGAUGAGCACUCUGCAGAUGUUGUUCUGAUAUUCUUUCAACUCAAAUGAAACCAAAAAGAAAAAAAAAAAAAUCUGAACAGAUGUAUGCGCACAUCUUUUAUGGUUUGUGUACUCAUUGACUGUGAUUUUUAAAUAUGCAUCUGCAGUAUCAGUGGAAAUAUUUAUUAUUUUUUUACUUUUCAGCCUGCUUAUAACAGACAUCACGACUUGUGACUCUUGCUCUGUUAUUUUUCCUGUUUUUGCCUAAACCAUGAAGCAUUAAGUCAGUGAUGGGACUCAGCAGAAAUAUUAGUGCUGCGAUGUUACUGGCUGAUUAUGGCCUUUUCUGUAAUUAUCUGUGUUGGCACAUAUUCCAACCAUAAUGCACAAAUAAUAAUAAAAGCUAUU
Messenger RNA from Chelmon rostratus (copperband butterflyfish), 5500 nucleotides. RefSeq names its product mitogen-activated protein kinase kinase 5 (gene map2k5). Gene Ontology annotation, biological process: protein phosphorylation. The record is from RefSeq and is a predicted model, not a curated record. The coding region runs from base 293 to 1645 and encodes 450 amino acids. The transcript is spliced from 22 exons. Gene Ontology annotation, molecular function: protein binding; ATP binding; protein kinase activity. Lineage: Eukaryota; Metazoa; Chordata; Actinopteri; Chaetodontiformes; Chaetodontidae.